AUGCAAUCGUUUGGAUGCCUUCGAGACUAUUUCAUGGAUAUGUUCAUCCCAUUUCAGGUUGUUUUGGAUCGUAAGUCCCAGUACUUUAUGUGAACGCACUGUCUCAAUUGGGUGUCCAUCGAUUAACAGAGGCAUUAAUUGGGGGGUUUCUCCAAGGAAACUAACACGAAGCUCUUGGCAUUUUUUGAUAUUAAGUUUCAUCCAAUUAUCGGAAGCCCACAACUGAACUGAAUUAAGGGUUGUUUGAGUGAUAGAGGUGCAAUUUCUGCUAAGACUCUCAGAGGUUGAAACGUCGUCUACGUAUUUCCACAUUCUAGUGUCGGGAGAAGUGAUUCGCAGGUUAUUGACCAUUACUAGGAACAAGAUUGGACCUAGUUUUGUCCCCUGAGGAACACCUGCAUUCACUGGAAGCCAGUCGGAGGUUGCUACGUCAAAUUUAACACGCUGCCUUCGAUUUGAGAGGAAGUUGAUGAUCCAAGGGAUUAAUGAGCGUCUAGCACCCAAAUUUAUCAGUUUCUCAAUUAAUAGAUUAUAACCUAUGCGGUCGAAGGCCUUGGAGAAGUCUAGAAAACAAAUACGCAGAUGAUUACCGAGUCCGUCAAGGUGGGAAAGCCAAGUAUGUAACAUAUCCAGAAGGCAAAAAGUGGUGGAUGUCCCUGUCAGGCAACCAAAUUGGCUGGGGUCGAUUUUUUCUUUUACAUCCUCAAUCACCCAAGAUACUACGAAAUCCUCUAAAACUUUAGACAAGCACGAUGUUAGUGAUAUAGGUCUAGUGUCGGCUUCAGCAAUCGGUUUACAUGUUUUAGGGAUUGGGACUAUGUUCGAUUCCUUCCAACUACUCGGCACAACUCCUGAAGCAAGGGAUGUAUUAAAAAUAAUGGUGAUCGGCUCAGCUAGCAAGUGAGCAUACUCCUUUAAAAUUCGAGGUGAAAUAUUGUCAGGUCCGGGGGCUUUAAAAGAAUGGACAGUUUGGAGUUUCUUACAGACUUGGUAACAUUCAACUGCAGGUACGCUUUCAUUUGAUGGUAAAAACGGUGGUAAUAAGUUCACAUCUAAUGGCGGAAUAUCAGCGUUAACGGAAGUAUAAAAUUCGUUAAGGGCAUUGGAAGCUUGUAAAUUGUUUAAGAUUUCACCAUCGCGUUCUAAUGUGAAAGGCUUUGUUGUUUCCGGUUUGCCAGACAUUUUGUUAAUGAUUUUCCACCACUUACGACUAUCACUGUUUUUUAAAUGCUGAACUUUGUUUUUAUAAAAUGAUUUCUUUCUUUGUUUAAUCUCCUCUUGGACUUUAUAUCUUAAAGAUUUCCAUAGGGGGAUAUUAUGGUUAUGGAAUGCUUUCUGUCGGUCUUUAAUCAGUUUUUUAAUACUGGGGUUAUCCAAGGUUUAUCGGUUUGAUGCCACUUCACAGUUAUAGGAGGGAAUAUACGAUUAAUGGCUUCUGUAAGGUGCGAUGAGAAUGAUGAUGUUAAAUCGUCUACCGUUUGAUUAGUCCCUAACUCGCCAAACCAGACAUGUGUAGCGAUCCAUCUCCCCAAAGCUUCAACCCCAGACCUUGGAUAGCGCCGGAUGCGACGUUUGACAGAUUUCGUACGUUCUUGAGAAUUGGUAUUCUCUAGACUGGGUGACCAUGUUACAAUGUUAUGGUCUGAGGACCCUAAGGGCGCUAAAACUUGGGGAGGUUUAUACAGGUUUGGUUGGUUCGUAAUUAUCAGAUCCAAAAUGGCUGUUCCUCUUGUAGGGACUUUGACAACUUGCUUCAGGUUAUGGCUUGAUAAUAUAUUCGAUAUAUCGAAAUCGUUAAAAUCACCAAGAAGGACUAGACCACAGUUGGGAUGUUGGUUGCGUAAUGAAUCUAUUGUUAAAACUAAGUAUUCAUUAAGUAGGCGGUGGUUUUCUACAGGUAAACCAGGGGGGUGAUAGACUAUGCACACUGCAAUACCAGUGAGCGGUCUGGGAAGGCGGGUAGGGCGAAGCCACAGCCACAAAAAUUCUAAAUUUUCAUGUUCCAGGUCCAACUUACGUUUGGCAUAGGUGCCCUGUGGUAGAUAAACACAAAUUCCUCCUCCACGACGGCUAGAACGGUCUUUACGAAAAAUGUUAUAUCCGUUUAUCGAAACGAGUCCAUCCUCGAUGUCACUGUUCAACCACGAUUCAGUGACCGCCACUACACUGGGUUGGCGACAACUUAAAAACAGGGUGAGUUCAUCUAUUUUUGGAAGCAGCGAUCUGGCAUUAAUACAGCAGAAAUUAGGUAAAUGUGACUUUGAGGACUUUGUAAUACAGGCAUUAGGUUUGUGUAUGACAAUGUUUUUCAGAUUUAGUAUGUUAGAGCCACAAGGUCUAUGGCGAUUUUGGUAAUUCCGUGCAGUAAUUCGUGUAGGAAUAGUUGUUACAUUUCCUACCUCUUGCACAGUUGGUGUACAAAGUCCAAAUGGCUCAGCCAUUCGAGGGAUUGGUGGCGAUGGCCCGUUCGAUAGGGUGGUGGUUUCAUUCGAUGGCGCUUGGGAAAAGGAGGCUUGUUCGAGGUAUUUCCAUUAAUAUAUUGGUUAUUUUUCGCUUGGAUGGGUAUAUCUAUUAACGGUAGAGAACCAAUCCAAUCCGAUAUAGGUUGCUUUUCGGAUUGUAUCUUGGUGGAGCUCGGGAGGGCGCGACAUCGGAGCUAGUUACUGAAUAUAUGGAGCGUAAAGGUAUUUCUCCAACUGUUAUAAGGAUUUUCAAAAGUAAAAGAAAAGGUACUGUGGCCAUUCGCGUUAAUGUUAAUAGUAGGGAUUACGAACGGGUUUUGCAAAAUGUUUGGCCGGAGAAUGUGUACGCACGACCAUGGGUAUCACAGGCCAAAUGGCAGGACAAAAAUAAGGAAACUUAGGAUUUUAGACAGUUUUAUCAAGAGCUUCAAUCACAUUACGUUAUGAAUGACGAAAUCCGGAAGGGCAUAGACCUUGCUGUUUUCUAUACAAAUGCUAGAAGUAUAGUUAACAAAGUAAACAAGCUGGACUUGGAAAUAGCUAAUGGUUCUUACAAUAUUAUAGUUUUAACCGAGACGCACCUGGACAGUAGCAUCGGUGAUGCAGAGAUAUUUCCUGAUAAUUAUACGGUGUUUAUGCGUGACAGAAAUAAAAAUGGACGUCAUGGCGGUGGGGUCCUAAUUGCGGUAUUAAACUCGAUCAAUAUCUAUCCCAGAGAUAAUAUUUACUGUAGCUCAGAGCUGAUGUUUGUUGAGAUUGUAUUUUGGAAUAAUCGGAGAACUACGUUAGGAGUUUUCCAUAGGCCACCGGAUUCAAACACCGAACCACUAAUUGAUCUUAGAACUAAUCUGGACAAACUGUCUACGUCUGACCUUGUGCUUUUAGGGGAUUUUAACCUGCCUGAUUUCUCAUAGUCGAACAAUACUGCCUUAAAUAACUCAGAAAAUUAAUGGAUAUAUUCAAUAUUAAUGGAUACCAUUCGAGACAAUUCUCUAACUCAGUUGGUUACUGAACCCACCAGGGAACAUAAUAUACUUGAUCUUGUUCUAUCAACUUCAUCUGAUUGCAUAAAAAAACCUAUCAGUCGGUGAAAAGUUUUCAGACCAUAAUAUUAUUACGUUUUUAUUAACUGAACAACCAUAUGUCCAGCUUAAAUCCAAAAAAUAUGUUUAUUGUUACAAAAAAGCUGAUUGGUUACAACUGAAAUUAACGUUGUCUCAAAUUCCAUGGAACUUAGCAUUACUCAAAGAGAGUAUUGAUGAGAAUUGGAAUUCAUGGAAAGAUCUGUUUUUUGCAGCACUAGAUGAAUGCAUCCCGAAAACAAAAGGGAAAAAAAGACAAAAUGCGCCGUGGAUUAAUAAAGAGCUAAUAUGUCUAUGUAGGAAGAAGAAGCUACUUUAUAAAAAAGCAAAACGGAGCCAAAAUGAAAGUACCUGGAUUCGUUAUCGUCAAAUGAAUAACAAUUUGAAAAGGAAGUGCAAUGAAGCUCGGUGGAGGUAUAUAACCGAUUUAGCUCAAGAUUUGACAAACAACAACAAUCCCAAACCAUUUUGGAACUUUGUGAAAUCCAAGUGUAAAGGAACAAAUAAAUUGAUAUCCCUGAAAGUUGGAGAAUCUGUUUUCACUGACGACCAAGUUAUUGCAGAUAGCAUGAACUCGUAUUUUUCUUCUAUUUUUACGGUUGAAAAUUAUGAUAAUAUCCCAGUGCUUGACUAUAUUGUGGACGAGAGAUUAGAGAAAAUCCGUUGUUCUGUUGACGAAGUAGAAAAGCUUCUUCUAAAUCGUAAGGUAGAGAAGUCCCGGGGACCUGACAAUAUCCCUGCACGUAUUCUAAAGUAUGUGCAACAGAGCCGGCACCUUCAAUCUCACUUUUGCUAAAUAAGUCAUUCUCGAUGGGCAUGCUACCUAUAGAGUGGAAAACUGCCAACAUUACACCGAUUUUUAUAAAAGGUUCGAAGAAUAGUAGAGAAAACUAUCGUCAGAUAUCUCUUACAGGGAUUAUAUGCAAAAUAGGAAAGAAAGUUGUUCGAAGUACAGUUCUUGAUUUCCGGUAUAGAAUGAAUAUUUUGAGUGAGAAUCAGUUUGCCUAUUUGAAAGGCAAGUCAACAGUAACCCAACAACUAUUAACUGUUGAUUGGGUAAGAUCUAGGAACUCCGGCGUGCCCACUGAUGUUAUAUUUCUUGACCUCGCAAAGGCGUUCGAUAGUGUGCCGCACGAAAGAUUGAUUUUGAAGUUAAGAAGUUAUGGUAUCGGGAGUUUAUUGACAUGGUUUAGGCAUUUCAUUACAGGCAGGAAGCAACGUGUUGUAAUUAGAGGGAUGUUUUCGGAAUGGUCAACAGUGUCUUCAGGCACUCCCCAAGGUACAAUACUUGGACCAAUUUUGUUUUUAAUAUACAUUAAUGAUAUAACGGACUGUGUUUUAUCUAAAGCCAAACUGUAUGCCGAUGGCACUAAAAUUUAUAGAGAAAUAAAAGAUCCUGUCUUGGACACGCAUAUUUUGCAAAACGACUUAAACAGUCUCGAUGAAUGGGCACACACAUGGAAAUUAAAACUUAACGUGGAAAAGUGCGAAACUAUGCGGUUAACCCACUCCAAUGAUACGCUAAAAUCAAGUUAUACUUUAGGAACAUCAAUCUUGAAAGAUACAGAAAGCUUUAAAGACCUUGGAGUCACUGUUUCGCGUGACCUAACAUAUAGUAAACAUAUUUGUAUCACAGUUAAUAAAGCAAACAAAAUUCUAGGAACUAUUAAACGAUCAGUUGGUACAGAAAACACGAAUUAGGUUUUCUCGAUGUUAUAUAUUGCUCUUGUCAGACCCACACUUGAAUAUGCUACAUCUGUUUGGAACCCAUAUCUUUUUAAGGGCAUUCAUUCAAAUGAGAAAGUACAAAGACGAGCAUCCAGGCUUGCUUUGCGUCAAAAGAGAGGUGAGAUGUCGUACGAAGAAAGAUGCCAGAUCCUGGGGUGGACAACACUUUCCUUACGGAGGGAUUAUUUAUCAUUACUUGAAUGCUACAAAAUUGUCUUUGGGCUAUGCAAGCUAAACUUCUCGGACUUUUUUAAAUGGUCUAGAGUAAAGUCAACUAGAGCAAAUCACGCGUAUAAACUAUGUGUUAAGGCAAGUAGAGUGAACUGUUACAAAUACUCUUUUUUUGUAAGGACUAUCGGCUUGUGGAACGCUUUGCCAAAAUACGUUUUAGAGGCUAAUAACUUUUCAGCGUUCAAAAAUGCCCUGAAGGACUAUUUAAAGAUCUAAUUUAUUCAUAUACCGUAUUUACUCGAUUGAGCGCCACCCCCGAUUGAGCGCCGCCCCCGAAUGAGCGCCGCAUUUGAGAUCAAAUUUUCUUAAAGAGCGCCGCCCCUGAAUGAGCGCCGCACUAAUUAUUUUCAAAUGCGGCGCUUAUAAUCGAAUCCCUUUCAAUGCGACGAAUUUACGACUUCUGAAGUCGAGGAGGCAUAUCCAACAAUGGUUACGAUGCAACACUUGGACUCAAAUCAUGAAGAGGACAGUGACAUUGAUAUUUUGUAA
This is a messenger RNA of Paramuricea clavata, 5992 nucleotides long. Lineage: Eukaryota; Metazoa; Cnidaria; Anthozoa; Malacalcyonacea; Plexauridae. The record is from the annotation of a GenBank genome assembly.